This is a messenger RNA of Penaeus vannamei (Pacific white shrimp), 510 nucleotides long. Lineage: Eukaryota; Metazoa; Arthropoda; Malacostraca; Decapoda; Penaeidae. The record is from RefSeq and is a predicted model, not a curated record.
CGAACGCAUCGAUGUUGAUAAACAGUUGGUGCAGAGGAGGUUACUGUGUCCUUUUCGACAGUCGUCAAUCAAGCUUGCGUAAAUGAACCUGGUGUUUCUUCUCUAGAGUUUGCAACAAUGAAGAUCCAGUUUGGUGAGAAGGGAGAAGUACCAUGGGAUGUGUUGCUAGAAGCAGUACAGAAUGAACAGAGACAGCAAGAAUCAGAACAGUUCCAAAAUCGUAAAAGUCUGUGCUCAAGGAUUCGUAAAAGAUGCUGCGAUUCAUGGCUUACUCUUGCAAUCCUUGUGAGUGUUGUGUUAGCAGCACAAGCUUGGGUUCUUCUAUACUUUACGAUGGGCUGUGCCUCCGUCUAUAAGCUUGGUUGUGAUUAUUCAGACGAAGCUUGGGUUCUUCUAUCUUUACGAUGGGUGUGUUUCACUUGCUGUCGUUCUUAUAAAAUCCAGGUGUUGGUGGAUAACCAUGUCGCUCCGCCUGUCAUUUCUCAUGUGUGUCAAGUUGUGAUGAUGUGA